CUCAACACCAUACGCCUUUCGUCACCUCCAGUCAUGUAUGAAUGUCCUUUACGAUCAGCCAAAUGGCCGAAAGGCAUAACCAGGAAAGAAAAAAUUACUAAUAUGAAAAAACAAAACCCAGAAACCUCCGUUCAUGGUGCCCUCACUCAACAUCAUCAUCGCUCGUUCACCACCACCACUACCCUUGUUUGCUUUCUAAAUGAUUGCAACAUGAGAGAAACAUGCUCAUUGUAAUUCCCUAGCCUCUCUGGCACGGGGCUUCUAUUCUUGGCACCACCACAUGCGCGGACUUCCAGUUUUUUGCAUUGUCUGCCAUUAUCUCCAAAAGAAUUCAACAGUGCCAUUCGGAGUGAGUGACUGAACAGUGUAGUCCGUAUCCCUCCACAAUGACAAAGUGGUGGAAACCCAACUUACCAAGUAUUCUCGCCAUAGUUAAAUAAUGAAAAAGGUGCCCGUUGCUGAGCGAAGUGGUUUUGUUCCUCCCUUCCUGGGGACACUCAAGUUUUCCUCUUAAUGGUUGGUUGUUUGCCCCAAAGCUCUACCGCUGAUUCCCUUCUGCUGUUCUCUGAGUUUUGAGGACUUCCUUCGAAUUUCGAUUUCCCAGUGCUUUUCAAUAUCUCUGUGUUUUGGAGUUUGUUAAAGUUAUCGCUAGCCUGGGACAAGGAUGCGUAGGUGGUGUUCUUUAAUUUUCUGGUCAUUAUCGAUCCCACCGUCCUAGCUUGAGUUGCUUAUAUUGCCGAUGUGGGAGACAUCCGGCCUGUUUUGAUAGUUUUGUUCGAGUGUUUCCUCUUUUCACUUUCAUUGCGCAUGUUUGUUCUGUUUCAUAUAGGACGGUCUGUGGUGAGGUUCAUCAAUUAAUAUCACCAUGAAUCUGGUUUGGCAUGUGUCAAUUUUCGUUCUUUGUACUGGAGCAUUCUCAGCGGAGGCUUUCAUACCUGAUGUUGUAAAAGUUGGAGCUAUUUUCACAUUUAGCACUAUCAAUGGGAAAGUAGCGAGGGUUGCCAUGAAGGCUGCUGAGGAUGAUGUAAAUUCCGAUCCGAGCAUUCUUGGUGGACGCAAAUUGUCUAUACUUCUGCAUGAUUCCAACUUCAGUGGAUUUCUUGGCAUCAUGGGAGCAUUAAAGUACAUGGAGACUGAUACCGUAGCUAUACUGGGUCCACAAAAUGCUGUAAUGGCUCAUGUACUCUCACAUAUUGCAAAUGAACUUCAUGUCCCAUUAUUGUCAUUCACGGCACUGGACCCUACCCUCUCGCCCCUGCAAUACCCCUACUUCAUUCAAACAGCGCCCAAUGAUCAAUUCCAGAUGACUGCGAUUGCAGAUAUGAUUAGUUACUUUGGUUGGGGAGAGGUUGUUGCAGUUUUUAGUGAUGAUGAUCAGAGCCGAAAUGGUGUUAUUGCUUUAGGUGAUAAACUUGCAGAAAGACGCUGCAAAAUUUCUUAUAAAGCAGCACUUCCUCCUGACCCCACAGCAACGCGAAGGGAGGUUAAGGAUCAACUAGUGAAAGUUCGAAUGAUGGAAGCUAGAGUAAUUGUUCUACAUACCUUCUACAAGACAGGUCUCUUGGUUUUUGAUGAGGCCCAGAAUCUUGGGAUGAUGGAGACUGGGUAUGUUUGGAUAGCAACCACUUGGCUAUCCACUGUUUUGGAUUCAACUUCACCACUUUCUUCAAAAACUGCAAACUCUAUCCAAGGAGUCCUGACACUUAGUCCACACACACCUGAUUCAGAAAGUAAAAGGUCUUUUAUUUCACAGUGGCACAACCUGAGUAAUGGUUCUAUCGGAUUAAACCCUUAUGGUCUAUAUGCCUAUGAUACCGUUCGGAUGCUUGCUCGUGCAAUAAAGUUGUUUUUUGAUCAGGGAGGUACCAUGUCAUUCUCCAACAUUACAAGUUUAAGUCAAAUGAGGGGAGGGGCUCUGAAUCUUGGUGCAUUAAGCAUUUUUGAUGGGGGGAAGCAAUUGCUUAACAACAUAUUGCAGACCAAUAUGACAGGUUUGACAGGACCUAUUCAAUUCAAUUCUGACAGAUCUCCUUUUCGUCCUGCAUAUGAUAUCCUUAACAUGAUUGGAAAUGGCUAUAGGCAGAUUGGAUACUGGUCUAAUUAUUCUGGGUUAUCUGUUGUGACCCCAGAGAUACUUUAUGCGAGACCACCCAACCGCUCAAUUUCAAGCCAGCAAUUAGACAGUGUGGUAUGGCCUGGGGGAACAACAAAGAAGCCUCGUGGGUGGGUUUUUCCAAACAACGGAAAGCAAUUGAGAAUAGGAGUUCCAAACCGAGUUAGUUACAGUAACUUUGUUUUGCUGUCAUCAGUAAAUGGUACUGAUAAAGUUCAAGGAUAUUGCGUGGAUGUAUUCCUUGCCGCUAUAAACUUGCUUCCUUAUGCAGUUCCACACAUGUUCAUUCCGUUUGGAGAUGGUCAUAAGAAUCCAAACUUCAAUGAGCUCGUAAAUAUGGUCGCAACUAAUGCUUUUGACGCAGCUGUUGGUGACAUUGCAAUUGUCACAAACAGAACAAAGAGUGUGGAUUUUACUCAGCCGUAUAUAGAGUCAGGACUAGUUGUGGUAGCCCCAAUCAAAAAGUUUUCAAGAGCUUGGGCAUUCUUACGACCAUUUACUCCAUGGAUGUGGGUUGUCACAGCAGCUUUUUUCCUUAUUGUUGGAACUGUUGUGUGGAUUCUUGAACAUAGAAUAAAUGAUGAUUUCCGUGGGCCUCCAAAGAAACAGCUAGUCACAAUUAUGUGGUUUAGCUUCUCUACUAUGUUUUUUGCACAUAGAGAAAAUACAGUGAGUACACUUGGUCGCAUUGUGCUUAUCAUCUGGCUUUUUGUGGUUCUCAUAAUCAACUCAAGUUAUACCGCAAGCCUAACAUCAAUCCUCACAGCGCAACAGCUUUCCUCUCCCAUCACAGGAAUUGAUGCCUUGGUGACUAGCAAUGAACCUAUAGGAUUCCAAGUAGGAUCUUUUGCUGAAAACUAUUUGACUGAUGAACUCAACAUCCCAAAAUCUAGACUAGUUGCUCUUGGCUCACCAGAAGAAUGUGCCGUUGCCCUCGAGAGAGGAACUGUUGCUGCUGUGGUUGAUGAACAGCCAUAUAUGGAGCUCUUCCUAUCAGACCACUGCAGAUUCUCAGUUCGAGGCCAAGAAUUCACCAAAAGCGGGUGGGGAUUUGCAUUUCCUAGAGACUCUCCAUUAGCGGUUGACAUGUCUACUGCCAUACUCAGUCUAUCAGAGAACGGUGAGCUUCAGAGGAUCCACAACAAGUGGUUGUCGAGAAAGGCUUGUGCUUCACAGCCAACCGAUCCUGUGGCAGAUAAGUUUGAACUACAAAGCUUCUUGGGGCUAUUUCUCAUCUGUGGGAUAGCGUUUUUUCUCGCUCUGAUAGUCUACUUUUGCUUGAUAAUGCGCCAGUAUGCCCGGCACGUCCCUGAAGAAACUGAUCCUAGUUCUAGAGCUGGCAGCUCACGUUCUGCGCGCCUUCAGACAUUUUUGUCAUUUGCAGACGAGAAGGAAGAAGUGUGGAAGAGUAAGUCAAAAAGAAAACGAAAGGAUAUGUAUAAUUAUGGGAAUGGAAAUGAAGAUGAAUUCAGGAAUUCUUCUAGGGGAACUGAGGCUUCUUGGGAAAGACGAGAGAUGCAUGAGAUUUGAGGCAUGGCUUUCAAAAAACUUGCACUUUGGUUGCACCGGCUUGAUAAGAACUGCUAAUGAAGUGUGCAUGUUGAGAUCUUGUUUUAACUAAUUUUGUUUUGCUGUAGCUAUCUGAACUAAUUGAUGGCAUAUAUACAAAGAGAAAUGCAUUUGGAAA
Messenger RNA from Carya illinoinensis, 3800 nucleotides. RefSeq names its product glutamate receptor 3.2-like. Gene Ontology annotation, cellular component: plasma membrane. The record is from RefSeq and is a predicted model, not a curated record. Lineage: Eukaryota; Viridiplantae; Streptophyta; Magnoliopsida; Fagales; Juglandaceae. Gene Ontology annotation, molecular function: glutamate-gated receptor activity. The coding region runs from base 866 to 3643 and encodes 925 amino acids. The transcript has 8 exons.